Molecule: messenger RNA, 1497 nt
Organism: Cynara cardunculus var. scolymus (artichoke)
Lineage: Eukaryota; Viridiplantae; Streptophyta; Magnoliopsida; Asterales; Asteraceae
Product: protein HOMOLOG OF MAMMALIAN LYST-INTERACTING PROTEIN 5
Exons: 6
Coding region: 32-1375 (447 amino acids)
Biological process (GO): late endosome to vacuole transport via multivesicular body sorting pathway
Cellular component (GO): multivesicular body
Source: RefSeq, a predicted model, not a curated record
UUCCCUUUGUGAGCGUUGAACGUGUAUAACAAUGGCGAACGAGAACGAACCAGCGAAGCUACUGUUACCUUACCUUCAACGAGCGGAUGAAUUGCAAAAGCACGAGCCUCUGGUCGCCUACUACUGUCGAUUGUAUGCGAUGGAACGAGGUUUGAGGAUUCCUCAGAGUGAACGGACAAAAACUACCAGUUCCCUCCUUGUUUCCCUCAUGAAACAACUUGAAAAGGAUAAGAAGUCAUUGCAGUUGGGGCCAGAUGACCAUUUCCACCUGGAAGGAUUUGCUUCAAAUGUCUUUGCAAAGGCUGAUAAGCAAGACCGAGCUGGGAGAGCUGAUCUCAAUACAGCAAAGACGUUUUAUGCUGCCAGCAUUUUCUUUGAAAUCCUUAACCAGUUUGGUGAUGUUCCACUUGAUCUUGAGCAGAAACAGAAGUAUGCAGCAUGGAAAGCAGCAGAUAUUAGGAAAGCUAUAAAAGAAGGAAGGAAGCCUGUACCAGGCCCCCCUGGCGGUGAUAAAGAUCUGUCAGAUACAUCAAGCGGUGGAUAUGACAUGGAACCGAGCAGGAGUGAUUCGACCACCGGAUAUGCACCAGAAUCCCGUCCUUCCUCCCAGUCGUAUGAUAGAAGUGAUUCCCAGAAGUUUACAAAUACUUUUUCAUCAGCGCCACCGGAUAUUCCACCUCCACCACAUUCAACCAUACCUCCACCACAUUCAACCAUGCCUCCACCAUCUUCAAACAUCCCGCCAUCACCCUCAAAUCUGCCGCCACCAUCUUCAAACACACAUCCACCACCACCUUCAAAUUUUACGCCAUCUUCAAGCCUCCCACCCCCGCCAACCUAUUCUUCCGAUGAUUAUCCAUCCAAUCAUUUUCAGCAACAUCCUUCCCCCAACAUGGGAGAUCAUCCGAAUUACUCUCAGACUUAUCACCAUCCCUCAUCUUUUCCACUAGAACCUCAACAUCACCUUCCACAAAAUUACCCUUCUCACGAUGCCUCUUACACUUAUCCCAAUUUCCAAUCAUACCCCAGUUUUUCCGAAACUACCAUUCCAGCAGCUCCGGCUCAUUACCCUUCGUCUUACUAUCAGGGCUCUGAAACACCGUACUCCCCUCCAGCUACUAGACCGAGUGAUCAUCCGUCUACAGCUCAGUACAAGCCAAGCGGUGCAAACGGGCCGAUUUCGGAACCUGCACCGGCCGCUGCCCAGUCGUAUCAGUAUGACAGCAAUUACCAACCUACCCCUGAGAAAAUUGCGGAGGCACACAAGGCGGCGAGAUUUGCUGUUGGAGCGUUGGCGUUUGAUGACGUCUUUGUUGCCGUUGAUUAUCUUAAAAAAUCUCUUGAACUGCUUACUAAUCCAUCUGCAAGUGUUUGAAGAUCAAAAGUUUCAUAUCAACCCUUUUGCUUUUAUGGUUGUGUUUUUGGAUAUAUUUGUUCACGAUGUUCCUGUAAUGAACGUAUUAGAGUGAAAUGAUAUCUGGGUUUAUUUGUUGGCUA